AUGCCAAACGAAUUCAUUCUAUAAUAAACAUCACACCCAGAAAAGAAAUUCAAUUCUAAAACAUUAAUAGGUAAUUGGUAUGAAGAGAGAUGUGAACCAAAAUCAAAAUACUCAACUUUUUAUAAAGAAUAGAAAUUUGAGAAAAAUUAAUAUAAUGUUAGCAAACUUACAUAAGUAUUGUAGUUCAUUAGAAUUAGGAAUCAUUUAUGAAGUGUUCAUAAAAUUGGUUGAACUUCUAAAAAAAUUAAUAAAAUCAUUUCUAAACAACAAAUUAGUAAAUAAAACAGUUAUACAUUUUAUAGAUAAGAAUUUAAGAACCCUAGAGAUCAAUUUAGAACCUCUGAAAUAAAGAAAUUUAUUAUUAAAAAAGGAGUUUUUGAAAAGAAUCCAUAAUAAAUGUCUGACUAUAGAACUAAAUGGACUUCAGCACCUCAUUUCUUUGAUAGAACUUACCUUGGACAAUAAAAGUGA
Messenger RNA from Paramecium pentaurelia, 471 nucleotides. Lineage: Eukaryota; Ciliophora; Oligohymenophorea; Peniculida; Parameciidae. The record is from the annotation of a GenBank genome assembly.